CGAUAUGCUGGAAUGCAGGCUUGUGUUCCAAACACUGUUUGUUUGGCGCCACUGGAGCUGCAUGGGAUGUGUCCUAGUCGGCUCUCCAUAACUCCGGUCGCGCAUGCGUAGUUGCGCUUCACGGACGCUGGGGGACCUGACGCUAGUUUGCCACGGUGGAGAGUAUAAAUUCUGUGUCUCACUAAGCUUCCAGCAACAAACCAGGUAGCUCCAGCAACAAACUGCUCCUCAGGUUUUAGAAAUUAAAGGCUCAAAAUGUCUCAAACACCUAAAGCCGCUGCUGCUGCUGCCAGUCAGGGUAGUGAUGUCAAAGAAAAGGGCACCCCAGCACCAGUUCCACUGCCUGUUACCAAGCCCACAAAACCUGGAGAACAAAGUGUGGGAUCUUUCAAGAUAGUAAUCUUUGAGCAGGAAAAUUUCCAGGGAAGACACAUGGAACUCCUGAAUGAGUGUGUAAACCUUGGGGAGCGCGGCUUUGACAGAGUACGCAGUGUUAUUGUUGACUCUGGACCCUGGGUUGCUUAUGAGCAGUCGAACUUCCGUGGCGAGAUGUUUAUCCUGGAGAAGGGCGAGUAUCCUCGUUGGGAUACCUGGUCUAGCAGCUAUAGGAGCGACUGCUUCGUGUCCCUACGCCCCAUCCGAAUGGAUAGCCAAGAACAUAAAAUCUCCUUGUAUGAAUCCGCCGACUUCAAGGGCAACAAGAUGGAAAUCAUUGAGGAUGACGUGCCCAGCCUGUGGGCCUACGGAUUCUGUGACCGCGUGGGAAGCGUAAAAGUCCCUAGCGGAACUUGGGUUGGAUAUCAGUACCCAGGAUACAGAGGUUACCAAUAUUUGUUUGAGAACUGUGAUUUCAGGCACUGGAGUGAAUGGAGUGCCUUUCAGCCCCAGAUUCAGUCUAUCCGUCGUAUCAGAGACAUGCAAUGGCAUCAGAAGGGUUGCUUCCUUAUACCCGCCGCUACUGCUGCUGCAACAACCAAGUAAUCCAAUUACACACUGCCCCAACGUUGACAGAGAUCUAUCGGGAAGCUUCAAAUUGACAUUUCCACAUUUUUAUAAUCUGCUCUUGUCAACUGAGUUGCUGUAUAUUUCACAUUUACUGGAUGUACUUUAUGAUGCAAAUAAAUACAAUUUAUGAAAUA
This is a messenger RNA of Bombina bombina (fire-bellied toad), 1139 nucleotides long. It is a transcript of the gene CRYBB1, whose product is annotated as crystallin beta B1. Gene Ontology annotation, biological process: lens development in camera-type eye; visual perception. Gene Ontology annotation, molecular function: structural constituent of eye lens. The record is from RefSeq and is a predicted model, not a curated record. Lineage: Eukaryota; Metazoa; Chordata; Amphibia; Anura; Bombinatoridae. The transcript is spliced from 8 exons. Bases 256 to 981 code for a protein of 241 amino acids.